GUCUGCUGCUGCGGAGAUCAGCUGCGAGGAGCUUUUUCUCAAAAAUGCUCCCCAAACUUCAGGGCCUGGAUGAACCGGCAGGACCCGCCGCCCUCCGCUCGGUCAGAGGCCGGACUGUAACGGGCUCAGGUGUCAACUGAAAACGAUGCAGUCUGUGCCCAUGGAGGUGGGAAGCAGCAGCAGCGGCUCAGUGGUUCAGGUUUGCUUCCCCAGUGCUCAGACCUCGGUGCUGGACAGCCUGAACCGGCAGAGAGAGGAUGGCAGCCUCUGCGACCUCUCCAUCCACGUCCAGGGACAAGUGUUCAAGGCCCACCGCUGCGUCCUGGCUGCGUCCUCGCCCUACUUCCACGACCAGGUACUACUGAAGAACAUGUCCACGGUCUCCAUCCCAGCAGUGAUGGACCCGCUGGCGUUUGAGAGCGUGCUGAGCUGCGCCUACACGGGUCAGCUCCGGAUGCUCCGCGAUGACAUCGUCAACUACCUCACAGUGGGCAGCGUCCUACAGAUGUGGCACAUUGUGGACAAAUGCACGGAGCUGCUGAAGGAGGGCCGAGCCGCGGCGGCAGGAGGGAGCGGAGGAGGUGGAGGAGGUGGGGCUGUGCAGGAUGGAACGAGUGGAGCUGGAGGAUCAGCCAACUCCGGCUGUAGCAGCAGCAAUGGUGACGGUGGAGCAGGUGGUGGUAAUGGAGCUGCUGGUGCUGGAAGUGUUGGUCAAGUACAGGUUGGGGAGUCUAACGAACCCCCGCGAGCCUCCCAGCCUCCCAGCCGCCCGUCGGUGAGCGAGAGCCAAUCACCCAGCAGCACCAACUACUUCAGCCCCAGGGACGGGAGCAGCUUUGGGGGAGGUGGCGCGGCUGCAACGGGGGCUUCUGGGGAUGGAGGCGGGGCUAACAACACCCCCAGCUACUGCACUCCAUCAGGAGGCGAAGAAGCCUUCCUUAUUGAGGAGGAAGAUGAAGCCGAGGAGGAAGAGGAGGAGGUGCUAUACCAUCAAAGGAAACGAGGAAGCACAGGAGGAGGAGGCAGCGGGAGGAGGAAGAAGAUGAGCUCAGUGUCAGAGCAGGAGGUCGGGGUCAGCGACAGCUUUGGGGUUUCAUCCUAUCAGGAUGGAGAGGACUCUGCGUUACCGCUGCAGAAGCGUCCCACCUACAGCCAGCCCAGCAUCAUGCCUCGCAAGCAGUGGGUGGUGGUGAAAACCGAACGGAUGGAGGACGACGACCUGAUCGUGGUCUCCGGGGAGGAAGGAGGAGAAGACGAGGAGGACGAGGAUGAGAGGGAGAUGGAGCUGGCACGAGAGCGGGAAAGGAGCAACUUCAACAUCUCGAACGUCAGGAGCCUUUCAGGCGAACUCGGGGGCAGAGCGGACAACGACAUGGACUCACAGGUCGAUUACUGCCAGUCUUCAGAGGACUACCUCAAGUUUGAAGGAAGUCUCAUGGACCAAACUUUAGCGCAACACCUUCACGAUGGCGCUGCAGGUCAGAACCAGAACGCUAACCGGGCGGUUUCGGCGCUGCUGGGUCAGGUUCAGUCUGCAGCCUCGGCCCGGGCUCAGCUCUUCCCACUGGACAUGCAGGGAAACCAGAUCCUGCUGUACAGCCAGGCCUCUGGACUCCCGCUGGAUGCUAGCGCGCCGCCUCUGGGGAUGGCAGGUGGUAUGAUCGGAGGGUCAUCCUUCAAAGGUCCCAGUAUGGAGCAUGGUGCGGUUCACCUGUCGGUGCAGGGUGGUUUGGGGGUGGAUGGCGCAGAGAGCGGAGGAAUCGGAGGUGGAGGCGGCAGCAGUGGCGGCGGCUCUGGGGGUUCAGGGAAAGUGUUCAUGUGUCACUGCGGUAAGACGUUCACCCACAAGAGCAUGAGGGACCGCCACAUUAACAUGCACCUGGACCUGCGGCCCUUCCACUGCCCCGUCUGCGCCAAGAAGUUCAAGAUGAAGCAUCACCUCACCGAGCACAUGAAGACGCACACUGGCCUGAAGCCGUACGACUGCCUCGGCUGCGGCAAGAAGUUCAUGUGGCGCGACAGCUUCAUGAGGCACCGCUCGCACUGCGAGAGGCGUAGCGGGCUGGGAGAGAGCGGCGAAGGUGGAAGCGGCAGCGAUGGAGGGAGGAGAGGUGGAGGAGGAGGUGAGGAUGGUCCAGAUCUGAUUUCCUCCCCUCACCUCCUCCUGUCUGCAGGUGAGGGUGGGCAGGGAGGCAUCCUGGGAGGUGGAGCGAGGGGAGGAACGUCAGUGUUGUCCCCGCAGCACGGCGGCCUCUCAGCCGCAGGAAGUGGCGGUGGUAACAGCAGCAUGAGUAACAGCAGCAGUGCCGCUCUGAGCAACAACAUGGCCGCUGCUGCAGGGGCGCUCCUCGGGGCAGUCUCCCAGAGCCAGGGUCAGGGAUCUGUGAUGUUUGGCGGUCUGGGGUUGGGUCGGGGUGCGUGUGAGGAAGACGUGUGCGAGAUGAUGCUGCUGGUACCAGUUUGAAGCCCAGCCUGAGGAUUCAGCUCCGAGAAAACAAAGAGCCACAUGUAGCAUAUAGACUGUAUGUAGAAGAUGGACACAGCCACCAUGACAUGUUCUAGUUACUCCAACUACUGACUAUGGAACACACCAUAAAUGAGGAAAACGUAUGUAUAAAUAGGCUCAGAUUUCUGCUAGUUUGACUCAUAACAGACUAAUAAUUAAAGAUACUAGAAUUUCAAAACUGAAGCACAGACAUGUUGUACCUCAUAGUAAGAUAACUUAUUUAAUUCUCUCAUACUUCCAUUAAAAAUGCUUCACAAACACAGUUCACUCAGCAGAUGUGACGCCUGUAAGCUACAGUCAGUACCAUCAGUUUAGGGAGACACAUCCUAACUUUGGGCCUUUGUAAAAUCUAAUGAAGGGAGUUAUAUGGAGUACAGCUGCUAUGAAAAGGGAAAGUACUAAUAGAAGGCAAGAUAAUUUUGUACCAGGCUUUAAACAGCUGGGAGGAGGCCUCGGGGCAGAACCAGAUGAGCUGGAGAAGGUGACUGAACUCAGCUUAGACCCAGAUAGGCAGCAGAAAAUGGGUGGAUGGCCUUGACAUGUUUAUUCCUUCUUUGAAAUAACCUGUGUUUGCUUAAUUUUUCAUGCCCGGGCCCUUCCGUUUGGUAUAAAUGAUAAUUAAUAAUAAACUGUGCUCUUGCAUGGUCUGCAGAUCACCGGGCUCAGAGUGUCAAACACCUGCUGGCCUCAAAGUGAAGCAAACAUCAGCAAAUACGUAACAAAAUAAAAGCUUUGAAACAUCCAGCACAAACAGCAGUUACACCAUUAAAGUUUAGGUCUGUAGCAACAAAAUGCAAACUGGACUUUAAGCCUGUGUUGGAUUUACACGUGGUUCUUUAUUUUAGCUGAACCUUCAGUAGCGCCGUCACAAAGGGAAGCCUGUUGAUCUCAGUCAUGUAUGAAAGGAGGAAUAUUUCUUUAGGCUGCUCAUUUAUUGACGUGUGCAGCUCGAGCCUGACUCUCAAAGUGACUUUCAAACAUGUUCACGUGUGGAAGUUCAAAAGUCGAAGCUAAACUUAUUUCAGCUCUACACAAACACAAACACUACCUGUAACUGAUCACUUCCCCCUCUGGAGCUUUUAUAGCUGGAGGCGACUAACUUACUGUUUUGCUGCUGCUUUCACUUUAUUACUUUGUUGUUUGCAGAGUUUUUGCGCUUUGAAGAGUAUAAAAUAUUCUUAUUGCUGUAAAUAUAUAGAAAUAUACGUCAUCUACUCAUCAGGCCGGGAGCAAAGUCUAGAUGCUGUUUGAUCUGAUUUUUCAGAGGAGGAAGUCUGAGAGUUUCUCUACAAGGUUUCCUAAAAAUCCUCCUACCCAGCAGCCAUCUGUUCAGUAAUGUUUAGUUCACUGAGGUCUUAUCUAAGCUACACAGUGUACCUCGUCUGAGUGUCUGACAGCACAUUUAGAUAAAGUUAUGGAGGCGGGUGAAGACUGAACCUCAUCUUCAGCAGCUGUUCUGCACACUGAGAGUCAAAUAUCGUUUAUUUUGUUUGUUAUGAAGAGAGAUUUCUGUCCUUGGAUUUCCUUAUAUUUUUAUUAUUUUCACAUGUUUUCUGCUUCUUUUAGAUUUCUUUAAAGGUUCUUUGAGGAAAACGUGUUCCAGAAGUUUGUAAAUGCACCGAAUUUCUGAUGGUUUGAUGACCACAUUGUUCUCUGAGCUUGAUUGGUCAUUGAGCUCACCUGACCUAAGCAUUAAUGGAGAAUCAUGAAGAGAAAUAUGAGAAACACUCGACCCGAAAUACAGAUGAGCUGAAGCGCACAUCAAAGCAACCUGGGCUCCAAUAAUAAUCAUUACAGUUUGAAAACUUCCAAUAUUUGACUUUAUGUGUAAUGAAUCUGAACACAGAAAAUAUGAAAAUUUGAUGGUUGUGAUAUUCAAAUGUUCUUAGAUGCACGAGUACACAACAUGAUAAUGUUUUGUGACAGGCGCUUCUUUUGGAGUAGACGAUUAGAUUUUGGAGCAUAAUUCUAAAAAUGUUGAUGAGGGAACAGUGACAUCAUUGUUGUACUGCUUAACCCUUAAAGCUAACAGGCUAGCAGAUUGACAUAAAACAUAAUAAUAUAAGUUAUCAUUGAGCUUAUAGAGAGAAGCUGAUUUAUAUAUACUUUAUGUGUAGAAGAACCUAAUCAGGCAGACAUUAUUUAAAACUUAAAGCAAAGGUCUGCAGUUACUCAUGCUUUCAUUGUAUUUUUAAAAUAUUUUCCUCAGUGUGGUUUUUAAACUUUACUAACUGG
Molecule: messenger RNA, 4741 nt
Organism: Oreochromis aureus
Lineage: Eukaryota; Metazoa; Chordata; Actinopteri; Cichliformes; Cichlidae
Gene: zbtb22b
Product: zinc finger and BTB domain containing 22b
Biological process (GO): regulation of transcription by RNA polymerase II
Molecular function (GO): RNA polymerase II cis-regulatory region sequence-specific DNA binding; protein binding; DNA-binding transcription factor activity, RNA polymerase II-specific
Source: RefSeq, a predicted model, not a curated record